Aspergillus aculeatus ATCC 16872 is the source of this 1287-nucleotide messenger RNA. RefSeq names its product caspase family protein. Gene Ontology annotation, molecular function: cysteine-type endopeptidase activity. Bases 1 to 1287 code for a protein of 428 amino acids. The transcript is spliced from 7 exons. The record is from RefSeq and is a predicted model, not a curated record. Gene Ontology annotation, biological process: proteolysis. NCBI's taxonomy places the organism in Eukaryota, Fungi, Ascomycota, Eurotiomycetes, Eurotiales, Aspergillaceae.
AUGCACUACCAGAACUCGGGAUAUUCGCACGGUUGGUCCGGCGGUUAUCCUCCUCCUUCUCAUCAGGGAAGCUGGGGACCACCUCCCGGACCUCCGCCAGGACACCAGUACUCUCCUCCGCCCGGCCCUCCGCCAGGUCAUCAGUAUCCUCCGCCGUCCGGCCCGCCUCCGUCUCACCACUACUCCUCCUCCGGUGGGUAUCCACCCUACCCCUCCCCGGCCCCAUCCCCCUACGGCCACCCUCACACUCCGACCCCGCCACCGCAAUCCUCAUCCCCAGGCCACACCCGAUCCUACCACAGCCACUCCCAAUCAUGGGGCUCCCUCCCCCCCCGCCCGCCGCAGGAGGCCCAACAGUUCGGCAAGGGCGCCCCCUCCAACUACCGGUUCCAGUACUCGACCUGCACGGGGCGGCGCAAGGCGCUGCUGAUCGGCAUCAACUACAUCGGCCAGCCGAACGCGCUGCGCGGCUGCAUCAACGACGUGACCAACAUGUCGACCUUCCUGAACGAGAAGUACGGCUACCGGCGCGAGGACAUGGUCAUCCUGACGGACGACCAGAAGAACCCGAUGAGCGUGCCCACCAAGGCCAACAUCCUGCGCGCCAUGCAGUGGUUGGUCAAGGAUGCGCAGCCGAACGAUUCGCUGUUCAUUCACUUUUCGGGGCACGGAGGUCGUACGCCUGAUCUGGAUGGUGACGAAGAGGAUGGCUACGACGACGUAAUCUACCCUCUCGACUACCGCACCGCCGGCCACAUCGUCGACGACGACAUGCACGAUAUAAUGGUCCGCCCCCUCCAACCCGGCGUGCGGCUCACCGCGAUCUUCGACUCGUGCCACUCCGGCACCGCGCUGGACCUGCCCUACGUCUACUCGACGCAGGGGAUCCUCAAGGAGCCCAACCUGGCCAAGGAGGCGGCGAUGGACCUGUUCAGCGCCUUCCAGUCGUACGGCAAGGGCGACCUGAGCAGCGUCGCGCAGACGGCGAUCGGCUUCUUCAAGAAGGCGGCCAACGGCGACACCGCGCGCCAGCGCACCAUGCAGACCAAGACCUCCCCGGCGGAUGUGGUGAUGUUCUCCGGGUCGAAGGACACGCAGACUUCGGCCGAUACCUUCCAAGACGGCGAGGCGCGCGGCGCGCUGAGCUGGGCCUUCAUCAAGACGCUCCAGCAGCGGCCCAACCAGAGUUACCUGCAGCUGCUGAAUUCCAUCCGCAACGAGCUGGAGGGCAAGUAUACGCAGAAGCCGCAGUUGAGUUGUAGUCAUCCGCUUGGUGAGUGGUCCUAG